Molecule: messenger RNA, 1981 nt
Organism: Orussus abietinus
Lineage: Eukaryota; Metazoa; Arthropoda; Insecta; Hymenoptera; Orussidae
Product: serine/threonine-protein kinase dyf-5
Exons: 10
Coding region: 235-1974 (579 amino acids)
Biological process (GO): cilium assembly; protein phosphorylation; intraciliary transport
Cellular component (GO): cilium; nucleus; cytoplasm
Molecular function (GO): ATP binding; protein serine/threonine kinase activity
Source: RefSeq, a predicted model, not a curated record
GACGAAUAAGUAUGGCCGCUCGGUCGGCGUUUUGUCAGUGACAGCUGCGCAGCGUGGAGGUGGAGAACGGCGUCAAACCCGGGGAAUCUCUUCUUGGUUUUCGCCGGAAACGAGAAAUAUGCUAAGUAAUCGGACGGCAGGCGAGAGAGAAUCGGAUCCUGCUCCGAAAUCCUAGAUGAAGGAUUCGCUCUUGGUGAAGGUUUCCAACCGAUCGAUCGGAUCGAUCGAGCACAAAUGAAGAUGAAUCGGUACAUCACGUUGAAUCAGCUCGGCGAUGGCACCUUCGGCUCGGUCGUUCUAGGCGAGCGAAUCGACACCGGGGAAAAGGUGGCCAUUAAAAGGAUGAAGAGAAAGUACUAUUCCUGGGAGGAGGCUAUGAACCUUCGGGAAGUUAAGUCCUUGAAGAAGCUCAGCCACGCGAAUGUCGUCAAACUGAAGGAAGUCAUCCGGGAGAACGACGUCCUAUACUUCGUCUUCGAGUACAUGAGGGAGAACCUUUAUCAAUUGAUGAAGAAUAGGGACAAGCUUUUCCCAGAGCCCGUGAUUAGGAACAUAGUGUACCAAGUGCUUCAAGGCCUGGCCUUCAUGCACAAGCACGGCUUCUUCCACCGCGAUAUGAAGCCUGAAAAUCUACUGUGCAUGGGGCCUGAAUUGGUUAAAAUCGCUGACUUCGGCUUGGCUCGAGAAAUUCGAUCCAGGCCUCCUUACACCGAUUACGUAUCCACCAGAUGGUACAGGGCACCGGAGGUCCUUCUACAUUCCACGACCUACAACAGCCCGAUCGACAUUUGGGCGGUCGGCUGCAUAAUGGCGGAACUGUACACCUUCACCCCAUUGUUCCCCGGAAAGGGGGAGAUCGACGAGAUCUUCAAGAUCUGCUCGGUGAUCGGUACCCCGACGAAGGAGGACUGGCCCGAAGGCUAUCACCUCGCGACAGCGAUGAACUUCAAGUUUCCGAAUUUUAGUAGAACGUCCUUGAGUGUCCUGAUACCAAAUGCCAGCCAGGAGGCCGUCAUCCUUAUGGAGGACAUGUUGCAGUGGAACCCCAUAAAGAGACCCACCGCUCAGCAGUCUCUUAGGUAUCCUUAUUUCGAAGCAAGUGUACCUCGCGUGGUUAGCAGCAAGCAAAUCGGCGUGGGCUCGCAACGCGAGUACGUGAUGAACAAGGUGAACAUUCCUCCGCUUCCUCUUUCGAACAAAUUCGGCCAGCAGGACGUCCUUGGCAGUGUGGUCCAGUCUAGGUCCCAGGAGAAGGGGUCCAUGCAAGCCCAGCAGCAACCGGUGCUGCCGUUGCUCAAUCACAAUAGUCGAAAGCGCGAGCAAAAAUCCUCGAAAUGGGACGACGACGAUUUCGCCGACCUCCUGGGCAAGAUUAUCCCAGACAAUUCGGGUACGAAGUUGCUGCCUGAUCGCGUCUACAAGGAGAACCGUCCCAACUGGAACGGGAAUUAUCCCAGUGCUGAGAUGCAUACUCAAACCAACGGCAAUUGGAUUCAGCCGGCUUGGAACGAGCCAGGUUCCGGAAAAAGCUGGAACCAGUCGCAGACGCACCUGAAGAACGCCAGAAAGGCUUCGGUGAAGCAACAUUACCUUGGUGUUCCUCGCUACGUGGCGGAGAAGGACUCGAGUUUGCCGUCAAGAAACGGUGAAGGGGAACCAACUCGGCCGAGGAUUCAGCAAAACGGGACCGUCCCUUCCGCAUCGGAGAGAAACGAGGAGUUCGUGGAUUCGUAUCGAGACCCGUGGGAAACCGCCGAAAACCAAACGAGACAACACUUCCUAGCUAGAAAUCGAUACAUUUCGGAGCAGAUGUCAAAUUCCAAGUUGCCAUAUCCUAGCGUCUACGGUACGCAAAUUAUCAAACCUACGCCAAAGGGGACUCUACAGACAAAUCUAUUCGGUGGUGUCCUGAAUGCCCGACCCAGCGCGGGAAUAAACGGCAGAACGGAUUGGGCAGCGAAAUAUCUGAAAUGACCCUCGA